Gorilla gorilla gorilla (western lowland gorilla) is the source of this 1694-nucleotide messenger RNA. It is a transcript of the gene MED22, whose product is annotated as mediator complex subunit 22. The record is from RefSeq and is a predicted model, not a curated record. Gene Ontology annotation, cellular component: mediator complex. Gene Ontology annotation, biological process: regulation of transcription by RNA polymerase II. Gene Ontology annotation, molecular function: transcription coregulator activity. Bases 492 to 1094 code for a protein of 200 amino acids. NCBI's taxonomy places the organism in Eukaryota, Metazoa, Chordata, Mammalia, Primates, Hominidae. The transcript is spliced from 5 exons.
GGCGCGGAACUUGAGCCCCUUGUCCCGGCGCACCGGGGAACCGUGAGGGAUGUCAAGCGAGGGAGUGGAAUUACCCCCCCUUUUUUUUUUCUUUUGGAGACGUAGUCUCCCCCUGUCGCCCAAGCUGGAGUGCAGUGGCGCGAUCUCGGCUCACUGCGACCUGUGCUUCCCGGGUUCAAGCGAUUCUCCUGCCUCAGCCUCCCGAGUAGCUGGGAUUACAGGCGCCUGCCAUCACGCCCGGCUAAUUUUUGUAUUUUUAGUAGAGUUGGGGUUUCACCAUGUUGGUCAGGGCUAGUCUCAAACUCCUGACCUCAGGUGAUCCCUGCCUCGGCCUCCCAAAGUGCUGGGAUUACAGGCGUGAGCCACCGCGCCCGGUUGGAAUGACCACUUUUUAGGACCUCUUCCUUGCCGCGCAGAGACUGGAGGGAGCGGGGCUCGCAGUGCAGGGAUGAGGUCCCAGGUCUCCCCGCUGCGCUGCUUGAGGCUCGGCCAUGGCCCAGCAGAGAGCCCUGCCCCAGAGCAAGGAGACGCUGCUGCAGUCCUACAACAAGCGGCUGAAGGACGACAUUAAGUCCAUCAUGGACAACUUCACCGAGAUCAUCAAGACCGCCAAGAUUGAGGACGAGACGCAGGUGUCACGGGCCACUCAGGGUGAACAGGACAACUACGAGAUGCAUGUGCGAGCCGCCAACAUCGUCCGAGCCGGCGAGUCCCUGAUGAAGCUGGUGUCCGACCUCAAGCAGUUCCUGAUCCUCAAUGACUUCCCCUCCGUGAACGAGGCCAUUGACCAGCGCAACCAGCAGCUGCGCGCACUGCAGGAGGAGUGCGACCGGAAGCUCAUCACGCUGCGAGACGAGAUCUCCAUUGACCUCUACGAGCUAGAGGAGGAGUAUUACUCGUCCAGCUCAAGCCUUUGCGAAGCUAAUGACCUGCCUCUGUGCGAAGCUUACGGGAGGCUGGACCUCGACACAGACUCUGCUGAUGGCCUCUCGGCCCCUCUGCUGGCGUCCCCGGAGCCCAGUGCUGGCCCCCUACAGGUGGCAGCCCCUGCCCACUCCCAUGCUGGUGGCCCUGGCCCCACUGAGCACGCCUGAGCCUCCGGGGCCACCCUUCGUCCUCAGGAACAAAACCUGAGGCUGCCCUUUGGAUGCCCUCACAGCCUUGCUUCUCUCAGCCUAGGUUCCCAUUUGGGGACUUCAGGACCCCAGAGCCACUAGGACUUCCUUGGGAAGCCCGUUAGCCCAGGGUGGGUCCCGCCAGGACAGUAGGGAAACAGUUGUUUCCCUAGCCAUUUCCGAACAGCCCAUCAUUCCAAGUCAUCAUCUCUGUUUGCUGCCUUCCUGGCCAGCCAGGUGGAAGAAAGUUUCCAAGCUAGCUCUGGCCCGUUGGGGAUCUCAGCAGUGGGGCAGGAGGGUGCCUGAUUUUGGGGAGUCCUGACCUGAGCCUGUUGUCAGAGUUGGGAGGGGCUCCGAGCAGUGUUGGGCAGGCCGGGUCUCCCAUCCCGAGGCCAGCGUUCCUGUGCAGAGCCCCAUCCACUGGUUCUUGCCCUGAGCCACAUAUGUCUGUGCCAUGGGCUGAGUGCCACGACAGACCCAUGUGACAGCUGCUGCCCACGCAUGUGGAAGCUAGGUGGGACUCAUUCCUAAUUCUGCCUUUGUAAUGAGACUUGAUUAAAACACUGCCACUUUUUUGCA